Messenger RNA from Cephus cinctus (wheat stem sawfly), 1809 nucleotides. RefSeq names its product acetylcholine receptor subunit alpha-like. Gene Ontology annotation, molecular function: transmembrane signaling receptor activity; extracellular ligand-gated monoatomic ion channel activity; neurotransmitter receptor activity. The coding region runs from base 125 to 1435 and encodes 436 amino acids. NCBI's taxonomy places the organism in Eukaryota, Metazoa, Arthropoda, Insecta, Hymenoptera, Cephidae. The transcript has 7 exons. Gene Ontology annotation, biological process: chemical synaptic transmission; nervous system process; signal transduction. Gene Ontology annotation, cellular component: membrane; synapse; neuron projection. The record is from RefSeq and is a predicted model, not a curated record.
UUGUACCAGAAGGGGCGUUUUGGGCGUCUGGGUUCUCAGGUUACCUUAGUUAGAUAAUUAUUCUCGUUGAAAAUGAACCGCGUUAACUCAGUCGACUUGAACACGUCGUUUCAAUCUGCCCACGAUGAGAAAUCUCUUCUUCAACCUGUUCGUGUUAGCAAUCAUGUACAGGGAUCACCUGUGGGUUCGGGCGAUAGAGUGCAAAGACCUCGAGAGCAAAUCCACAAUGAUGCAGCUGAGGAGACAUCUUUUUUGUGAUUACGAUUAUUCAAUUAGACCUAUCUUUCGCAAAGAGAAUGUAACAACUGUCGAAUUGAAGCUCGCGCCAAAGAUGAUAAAUUUUGAGGAAAGCACGAAUUUUCUGGUGCUACAUAGCUGGCUGGCAUUGUCCUGGCAUGACGAGCAUCUUCGAUGGAAUCCAGCAGGAUUUGAUUCAAUAGAAUUGAUUCACGUUACCUUUGAUGAAAUAUGGCGGCCGGAUAUAUCUGUCUACAAUGCUGGGGAAACCUCCGACUGGACAAGUCUUCCAGCAACGCAAUGCAGUGUCAAUAAUAAUGGAUUAGUCAACUGUUUACCAGAAGUAAAAUACGUAACCCACUGUGAUGCGGAUUACACAAAUUGGCCGUUUGACAUACAAACAUGUACAGUUCGUCUAGUAUCCGCGUACCAUAUCGGAGAAGUAGAUUUUCGUCUAAUGGACGAGGGGAUCACAAUGCUACGUUACGUAGGCAGUGUAGAAUGGAAUCUUCUAAAUGUGACUGUAACAAAAGAAAUAAUUCAACCGAAAUGGUAUCAAAACGACACAUUAUCAACUAUCUCCUUCAUAUUCAUUAUAGAAAGACAUUCCGGUAUGAUGGAAACUAUUUACAUCACACCGUGUAUAAUACUGAUUGUGAUGACAUUGACGACACUCUGGCUGGAUCCCAAUACGGCAGAGCGAAUGAUAGUGGCAGUAAUAAAUUUUAUCUGUCAUUUACUGACCUUCCAGGACUUGCAUUGGAAUGUGCCACGUAAUGGUCCUACUGUCCCACGCAUUUUGAUAUUCUAUCGGGACUCUUUGGCAAUGGCUGGUUUUGCUAUAUUUCUGACAACGUUCCUACGCCAACUCCAUGCGAUAAGCCGACCAGCCCCAGGAUGGAUUUCGUCAAUAAACACCUUCAUACUGAACAAUAAGGUUGGCCAGAUCUUCUUGCUGAACACUCUCGAUCCUAAAGCUUCUGCAGGACUUGAGACGGAAGCAGAUGACAAUUCUGGUCUUGUUCAAUUGAGAACUUCGUCCCGGGAUAAUGAUCAGUCUUGGUCCUUGAUGGCCAUCUUUAUUGGACGUCUAUCUUUCAUAGGAGUUCUUCUGACCUAUAUCAUUAUGCUAUUUCUUCUUUUGCCCGUAGUUACAGAGAUCAGAAGCUAUGAUCGUUCCAUAAUGAUGGGUAAAUGAUCACUUAAAAUAUUCAUAAGUGGGUGACUCCACCAGUAAAUGGAAGCAUUCACAUAUGUAUAUUAUAUCUAUAUAUAGUAACUUUAAUACGGGUGCCCAUCCACUGGAAGCAUUUCAUCAGGUGUUCAUUCAGUGGUGGAUUGAUCCUAUUAGCUUGACAUUUUUGUGGUUAUUCAUGUUUCUGUUAUUUUCUUCGUUAUUAAAUUUAGAAAAUUUGAAAUGCAAAUUAUUUUUUGUUGCGAUAAAUUUGUUAUAUCUGUUUAUACUAAGAACAUCUUGAUUAAAUAUCAUUAGUGUUGACAGAAUGUUUGAUCUUUGAACCAAAUAUGAAAAAUAAUAAAUGAUCGCUAUAUUUAUCAAGCGAUUUAACCUUA